AUCUCUACUUAACCUCUGACUCACUAUAGACAACAUCAACAACAACACCAAAAAAAAACACCAUCACCAUGCCCCCCUACAACUUCACCUUCUCCCCCUCCCUCUCCCCCCUCGCCCUCCAAACCCCCCAAACCCUCUCGUCCAAAUCAACCCCCUCCAUCGCCCACCUCAUGACCAGCGUCUUCCUCCUCCGCCAGCAAUCCCCAUCCCCGCCUCAGAUCCUCCUCCUCCGCCGCUCCCCGCAGGAUUCCUACCCGCUCAAAUGGGAAGCCCCCGGCGGCUCAGCCGAUGUCACCGACGCAUCGAUCCUCGCCGCCGCCGCGCGGGAACUCUUUGAGGAAACUGCCCUUUCGGAGAGUCACUUUCACGCCGUGCUGGGGAUGACGAAGCAGAAGGCUGAGGAUUUGUUUACGGCUGGGGAUGAGGAGGAAGAAAGGCCGGCUAAUUGGGGCAUUGACCCAAACGACGAACAAGCACAGGAUAUAAAAGUGCAGGUUUCGGAGCAAAUGACGGUUCUCUUCACAACGUUUCACGAACCGGAUGGGAUUUGGGGAAAAGUAAACUUUCUGGCCACUGCAAAGGGUCAGGAUCCAAAAGUCAAGAUUGAUGCCGAGGAGCAUGUCGAAUGGGGAUGGUUCACGGAGGAACAGGUCCGGACGGGAAGGGCUGCGAGGGCAGACAUCUUUACGGAAGCGAGUUUCUCUGAUGAGAUUCUUGUGGAUGGGGAUAGGCGGGUCAUGGAGUUUACGAGCCGGGCUGUUUGGGGGUCUUUGCUGGAGGCGUUUAGGGUGGGGAGGGAGAUGGGGAUUAUUGUCUAAGUGGAGGACUGUCGAUGAUGUGAAGACUUUGUUUUUAUUCCUUUCUUUUGUAUUGUUAGAGACGGCUGCCUAGAUUGAUAGACCAAAGCAUGCUUUACAUACUUGCUCCAACGUACAUGCUCAGCAUUGAAGUCAUAUAAAAGUCCUCUCAGGGACAAACAAAAUGAAAAAAAAAAAGACAUCCCGCAAACAAUAAAACGCCAGGCCAGCAUAACAAAAAAAAGAAUCACGACCUCUUGGCUCCCAUCUCCUCCAUCCCAUAAUCAUCCCACCCCUCCUCCGCCGCGCCAAUCUUCCUCCCAACCCAGAUGCCAAAGGCCGUCACGACGCUCCCCAGCAAGAACCAGCCUUCAAACCAGCCAUCGACAAAGGCCGGCGUCAGCGCCCCCCUCAGCACGCC
Messenger RNA from Trichoderma atroviride IMI 206040, 1218 nucleotides. RefSeq lists its product as uncharacterized. NCBI's taxonomy places the organism in Eukaryota, Fungi, Ascomycota, Sordariomycetes, Hypocreales, Hypocreaceae. The record is from RefSeq and is a predicted model, not a curated record.